Messenger RNA from Rubroshorea leprosula, 167 nucleotides. Lineage: Eukaryota; Viridiplantae; Streptophyta; Magnoliopsida; Malvales; Dipterocarpaceae. The record is from the annotation of a GenBank genome assembly.
AUGUGUACAAGCUCGUAAUGAGGGACGUGAUCUUGCUCGCGAGGGUAAUGAAAUUAUCCGUCAGGCUAGCAAAUGGAGUCCUGAGCUAGCUGCUGUUUGUGAAGUAUGGAAAGAGAUCAAAUUCAAAUAAACUAUCUUUAUAUUCACAAUACACAAUUCAAAUUAUU